Paramecium pentaurelia is the source of this 3710-nucleotide messenger RNA. NCBI's taxonomy places the organism in Eukaryota, Ciliophora, Oligohymenophorea, Peniculida, Parameciidae. The record is from the annotation of a GenBank genome assembly.
AUGAUUAAAUAUAUAUAGAGAUCUCUCUUUAGAAUUAGUGAAGAGUAUGAAUAUCUCAAAUGUAAAUAAAUAUUCAAGUCAUAACUUGAAUAAUUUAAGAAGGCUUUAAAUAAAGGUAUUCAUAAUUCAUCUAUAUUUAUUAGCAAUCUAAUUACAAAAAUAAAUUGAUCAAAAUACAUAAGCUGCCUUUAAAAUGUAAAAUCAUGCUUUCUUUACAUCUAAUGUGCCUGCUAAAACUAUUUUAGCUGCAUUUCUGUAGAAAAGAGAAUAUUCAAAUGAAGAAAUUGUUGGAUAAACAUUUGUUUAAUUAGGACAUGCUUUAAAAGCAAGAGGAGAUAGAACCUAUUUUGAUCAUAAAUAAAUAGAAACUUCUAUGGGUUUUGAUGUCUUAAUCAAAGAUUUAUUAAAAUUGAAUGAUUAUAGAGUAUUAGCUGAAGCAAUUCAUGGAUUAUCUCUAACAGGAGUUGAUUUACAUAGUGAUUAGAUAGUUGAUAAAGUAUUUUAAUAAUUAGAUGCUAAAGAAUUAAAUCCUGAUGAAAAAUAAUUAAUUGAAGCAUUCUUAUUAGAAAUCUUUGAAGAAAAAUAAGAAAUACCUGUCAAUAAUCUAAUUUAUGAAGUUGAAAAAUUAAUUGAAUAAACAUAAUCUGAUGUAUUCAAUGUUUUAGAGGCAAUUGUAGAAAUUAGAAGAGUUUAUUUAAAAUUACUUGAAAUCUAAAAAUCUGAUUGGGUUCAUGUUAAUACUAAUAUUAAAAUGAUGGAAUUUGAAGAAGCUUUAGUAUCUUAAGGAUUAUUACAUCCUGCUGAAAUUGAAAAUGAAGAUGUUUCAUUAUCAUUAGAAACAGCACUUUCAUAUAUUUCAGGAAAAGACCCAGAUCUUAUGGCAUUUUUAAUUUGUAUAUUAGAAAUGUAAUUAAUUCACAGAGAUUAAGUUAAACCAAUUGAACCAAAAUUAUCUGAUUUUGGAGAUUUGAUGGUAGCUGUGUCUGAAUAUAAAGGACAUGAAAUUGCAUAAAGAUUAAAGAAUGCAUAACCUUUAUUAGUUCACUCAGAUAAAUAUAAAUUAGCUAAAGCCUUUGCUAAUGCUGGUCUCAAUACUGAAAGUAGAGAAUAUUUAGCUUAAGUUACUGAUGAAGAACUUCUUAAUUCAUUAGAUUCAUUGCAUCUUCAUUUAUAAUUGAAUAAAACAGAUAGAAAAUUCCCAUUACCUGAUAAUUUAACUCUUCUUUCCUUAGAUGAAUUAAUUGCUUAUGCAACAUAUUUGGCAUUGUAAAAUCAAAAUAAUGGAGUAUUUAUUUAAGAAUUAAAGUUUAGAGUUAAAAAUUUGAAUACAAUUAGAGAUUUGAAUGAAAAAUAAUAAAUAAGAAUUGAUGUAUUAGAAAAACACUCAGGAUAGAAAUUAAUUUAUGAAGAAAAGGAUAUAAAUCAUAGUGAAUUAUAUAAAGCUAUUAAGGAUACUUUACCUAAAUCAGUAUAAUUAAUUGAGAUUUAUGAUCUAAGUGUAAAUAAUGAAAUUAAUGGUUAUGCAUAAUUAAGAGUUGGUUCAUAACCAUAUAUGACUUUAUAUGAUUUCUUAGGUAAAGAUAAAGAAUAAUUCAAAUAGAAGUUGCAAUUAGCAUUUAAUCUUGAAAAUUCUGAUAUCAUUUUAUUCAAUAAAAUCAAAGAUAGAUUGGAAAGUGUUUAAGUAGAAGAAAAUAGUAAAGAAUUGACUUCAUAAACAAUUUUUAAUGCUUAAUGGUAAUAUUUAAAGAAAAGAGCAUUGAAUUAUUUAAAUAAGAAUGAUAAUUUAAAUAAAUUAAAAUUAAAAUAAACUUUACUUGAUUUAUAAGAAAGAUUAGGAAUUGUGAAUUAAAAUAAUUUAUUCUAAGAUUUAAUUGAUCAAAUAAAUGUUUAACCAAUUAAGUUUCCAAAAUGGUAUGGAAUGAUUCCAUCUUAAUCUAUAUAUAAUCCUUAAUCAACUAUUGAAGGAUUUAAAGCUAGUUUGAUUACUAAUAGAAUAUAUGAUCCUACAUAUUGUCCAGAAUAAGAUUUAUUUAAGAGAUUAGAAGAUAAUGGUUUUAUUUCAGAUGUAAUACCAAUACCACAUUCUGACAAACGUAGAUAAUAAAUAGUUGUUUAAUCUUAUUCUCUUGCUUGGAAGAAACAUUCAAAUAAAAAGUCAGAUUAAGAAAUUGAAAAACUUAAUAAAUUAUAUAGUUUCUUAUAAAAAGAUUAAAAGGAUUAUCAUCAUGAUUCAAGUGAUUUAUUCAUUGCCAAUCUAUUGAAUUUGAAUGCAGAAUUGAAAUCUAAAACAUUACCUGAAAUUUCUGAUUUUAUAUUUAAUAUGAAAAUAUGGGAUAAAUUAAUAUAAGAGAGAUUAUCAUCCAAGAAAUCAACUAAACCUGCUGGUAUAUAUUUAUAAAGGGAUCCAGAAGUGUUAUUGAAUGAACAAAUAAAAUAAUAUAAUCCAUUUUUAACAACUCAAUAUUUAAAAAAGAAAUUAUAAGUCAAUAAAACAUUAGAGGAUUUAAUUAAAAUGAGAAAGGAAUUAUUAAUGAAAUUGUAAGAAGAUGUUAAGAAUAAAGAAAUUAAUAAAUUAUAAGCUAAAAAUAUAGUUAGUAAAAUUAAUAAUAUUCUUCAUGAUAAAAUUUAAGAAAUAAAGGGUGAAUUAAGAAGAAAACAUUCUUCUCCAUAUUAUAAAUAGAAAACUAAUUAUAUUGAUAUUUUAUUUGAUGAAAAUGAUAUUGAAAAAUUAGAAGUCUAAUAAUCACCUGAUAGAUAUCUUGAUGUAGAUUUAUUAUAUGGAAUGGAUCAAUUAGUUACAAGAAAGAGAUCAAGAGCAGAAGAAAAAUUGAUUACUUAUUAUUUGAUGAAUAAAUAAAUGGAAGGGAAAUAAUUAAAUAAUUAGGAAUUAUAAUUUUUAGAUUCUUUGAAUCUUUAUUAACCAAAUGUUUAAGUUACUUAAUUACGUAUAAAAGAUAUAUAAUUUGAUGAUCUUAUUCAUUCAGAUUUCAAAUAAUUUGGAGAUUUUAGUGCUAGUGAUUUAUUAUUAUAAUUGAGUUAAUUAUUUGAUGAUUAAUUAUUCUUGGAUAUUUUAAGCAAUAAGUAUUAUAAAAAAUAAGGAAUUUAACAUCAUUUUAGAAGAAGAGAUAAUUAAUUAUAUUUAUAAUAAUAGGAAAAAUUAAUUUGGAUUGAAGAAUCUAGAUUAAAUGAUGAAGAAUUGAAAGAUCUUAGAGAAAUGUUAUAAGUAGGAAAAGUAUCAGAUCAACAUAUUGAAUCUAUGAAUGAAACUGAUUAUCCUUUAUAGAAUGUAUAUAGUUGGAUACAUGCUAAAUCUGCAGAAAAGUUUGAUUUAUCUCUAUUAGAUUAACACAAUUAGGAAUUAUGGAAUAAUAUAUUUAAAUGUUAAUAUGAAAAUACAACUGAAUAAUAAUUACAUGAUGUAGUCAAUCUAUUAGUAGAAAGAUAUUAUAUCUUAUAAUUCCAUCCAGUUACUUAUUUAAGGUAACUCUUAAGAAUGAUCUUAACUCAUCCAAAUUUAUCCACACUUGAUAAAAAAGUAAUUAUUUUUUUUUAUAUAUAAAUUAAUAGAAUCUUUAAUGUUUGAAAAAGACUGUAGGUUUUAAUUCUGAAGAUAUUUUGGCUAUUUCCAAAUCUGAAGCAGCUAUUACUGUUCCAUCUUAUUUAAGUGAAAUGUGUUACCCUUAUGGUGAGAAAUUAAGUAUAAUUUGAUG